GACACUGAUUAAAAUUAUCUUACUUACUCCUCAUAUAUACAAUUGAGACAUGAGUAUAACCUACAAAUACAUCUAUGCCCACAGGUUACUCAACCCUCCAGGAACAAACUAGUAAUUAUAAUAUGCUGUGACAGCAAAGAAAAAGCAAUGAGAAAAACUUGCAGCAAGCAAGAAAUGAAAAUAUGCUGACAUCAACAUUUCUACAAGUCUGCGCACUGAGGGGAAAGCAUCCCUAAUAGCAUGCACGACGCAGAUCGAGAUCCAGUGGAGUACUUUCUAUUGUAUUUUCUCGGAGCACCCCAUAUCCUUCUUGUGAAUGGCCGACAGGUGGUAUAACGAAAUUUACUGCAGAAAUAAGGGUUUUACGUCCAGUUUGCCGUUCAAGUAGCGCGUAAAGACCACACGGCGCUGCCGUGUAUGUUGCCAUGCUCUUCGGUUUCUCGGAUGUAUGUAAAAGACACUUGCAGUACUUCGGUGUCAAGGCACAGGAUUUCGAAAUAUUCGUUAGUUCUGAUGCAGUUGUCUGUCUGCUUUUCACACGCAUUCUCUACCUCCCGGCAGCAAAAACCGUAGUAUCCAUCCGUAGUAUCCGUCGGUUUGCAUUUCACACAUGAACACCUGCACGAUGAAAAAACAACGCUAGGUUUCGGCUUACACAAGUGCUUCUCCCUGAUACAUGGAAAUUUCACAAAGCAGUCCAUGUUCACGGCACGGUGAGCUACUGCUGAGGACGAAUGUGACUCCGAUUAAUUUCUGGACGAGGAAUCUUCUGCUGCGAAGAACACACUUUCCAGCACGCCAACGCACGAACAGCAGUUCUGUGUGAGCGACAGUUAUCGAAUGUGGAAUUCCAGCGCACUCAUGUUCAAGAGGCUCGACAUUCUCGACGUAGAAAGUGGUCACAAAUGCCCACUGCCAUUUUCGUUUUCGCCGGAUUAGCGCCCGGAAGUGCGCGUAUUACAUGCGUCCUCGACAGAUGGCGCGGGGUCAUGCAAUUGUUGACAGACUGCUCGGUUUCCUACUAGGUCCCUGGACGCCCUGGACAUGUAAUCAUGGAAAAUUCGAUUACAGAAAAACUACAGCGAUUUCAGCGGAGUUCUUUGAUAUUUGAACUUUUGAAGGUUCAAGCUUUUCGCUGAACAUAAAGUUUCGAUAGGUUUAUAUUCACUUUUCGGUCCCUUUAAGAUAUAUUAUAAGAAUUGUGAGUUGUGGACACGGCAGAAUGCUUGGUACAACGCUUAACCCACUGCUGUUUGUUAUUCCGCAGCUGCGCCUGUUUAUCAGCGAUCGUCUCCACGUUUGCACUGCUGCCUUUCAUGCUUCAAUUCGUUUCGCUUCGCCUGUCAGUGCUGAUAUCGGCAUCGGUACACGUGCUUUUGAUGACUUUGACUACCGAUCAUUCUGGAGGUACAGCGGUACACACUGGGAACCAGGCCGACCAGGCUACCCAGAUCCUAUAAGAACAGCAUCUUCCUGUCUCAGCGCCAGUGGUGGACACGGCAGAAUGCUCGGUGCAACGCUUAGCCCGCUUAGCCCACUGCUGUUUGUUAUCCCGCAGGUGAGGUCUAGCUUAGUUCAUACAAUCCGCAGCAACAGUUUGUUUUUUUGUAAUUGUGCCGUGUCCACACACGCUUGUCUCCAUUUUGUACGAUUGUUCCCUUAUGUGCCGUAUGUUGCUUAUGCGAUGUGGUGACGUCGAAAUGAACCCUGGCCCUUCUGUCACACUUGAAAAGAAGGUAAAUGAAAUUCUGAAAUGACAGUCAGACACCGCUGAAACGUUGAACGACAUUCGGCGUGAUCAGCGUUCUCUCCAGAAAGCUGUUGAAGAGAAUAGCGAGGAGGUUAAACAGCUAUCGGCAAGAAUAUCUAAUAUGGAAACGCUAUUAUCCGAUUUCACUGAGUUAAAGAGUACUGUCACAUCCCUUCAGAACUGUGUUUCACAACUACUGUCAAUGGUCGACGACCUCGAGAACCGUUCUAGGGGUAACAAUUUGAUUAUUCACGGUCUUCAGGAAGGACCUGAUGAAACUAAUGAAAAGCUGCUUGAACUGGUGAACACUUCUGUCUUCCAAAAAAUCGGCGUAGAAGUUCAUACGGUGGAACGUAUCCAUCGUCUGGGGCGUAAGCGGCCCAGUUGUAUGUCUUUUAUUUUUAGGGUGUAUGAUUUUAAAGAGAAGUAUCAAAUACUCGUAACUGUAGCAAAUUCAAGGGAACAAGCAUUUCUGUGAGUGAAGAUUUUUCAAAGAAAAUUCAGGAAGCGCGGGGACCGUUGUGGAAUAGCUGCUCAGCUGAAAGGAGUUCCGGUGUUAAAGCUGGCCUUGCCCACGACAAACUGUAUCUGCGUGACAAGGUCUACUGCUGGGAUUUUGUAACUAACUCUCGUAAGGAACUUGUCACGGCAACCGCGACAACGGUUCUGAGUAGCGAUAUUCUUAGUAGAGGACAUACUGAGGAUCUAAAUACAAAUUCCUGAUGUAUUGGGUCUGCCCCUGACGCUCUUUUAUACAAAUACUCGCAGCAUCUGCUCUAAUGAUAAGCGUGGCUGCCUUCUGUCGCACAUUGAUCAUUGUGACGCUGAUAUUGUGGCCCUCAUAGAGACUUGGCUGACAGCCCAUAUAAAUAAUGACGAAACAUUCGCCAACUCAUCACUGGUGUACGAGAUCUUUCUAUGUAAUAGUGCACAACGUAUAGGUGGUGGUGUGCUCUUGGCAGUCAGGCCAUGUUUGAAACCUGUUGUCAUUAACCUCUCGGUUGUUGAUCUUGAAAUGGUGUGGAUUUCCUUUCGUUGUACGAAUAAUAAUUUUGUAGUAGGUGUGUGUUACCGCCCGCCUGAUUGAUUGUCAUCUUUCGUUUCAUCGUUUCAUGAUGCACUCAACGAAAUAGCUGUCAGGUUCCCUUCAUCAAUAGUACACAUCGUCGGCGAAUUCAAUUUCCCUGAUAUUGUUUGGGAUCCGCUACCCGUCUCACGUGCCCACAAUAUGACUUGUGACGACUUUAUUGGAGUUGCAUCUAUUUUUAACUUGUCCCAAUUAAUUUUGCAGCCCACUAGAAUUGGCUCUACUCGUUCGAGUAACUUGGACCUUUUGUUCACAACUCACCCGAAUACUGUACAUUCUAUACAGUUGUUAGCCGGCAUUAGUGAUCACGCUAUCGUAGUUUCUUCUAUUGACAUACCUUUCAUUCGUGAACAUGUUACCACCAAGACGAUCACUUGUUACUCGAAAGCGAAUUUCGAUGCCAUCAACCAUGCCCUUUCUGCUUUUUCCGAAGACUUCCUCUCUUGUUUUUCAGCGCGGUCAUUACACUGGAAUUGGCUGCUUCUCAAGCGUGAAAUCAAACAUCUUGUUGACCUUCAUAUAUACCUCGGGUUACUGUUCAAGCUUGUAGCCGGUCCCCGCGGUUUAACAAAGCGCUCAAGAGGCUUAGAAACAAGAAAAAGCGGCUGUUCCGCUGGGCACGUAGCAGUAACAAUUCCGACCUGUGAGCUAGGUAUCACCACAGCGCGAAUGAGUUUAGAGGAACUGUAAAGUGAAAUUUGACCCCCCUGUUUCUGUGUGCGACCUGGUAGUGUUUGCCCGUGUGAUGCUCCACACAAAGCCUAAGCGUUGAAAGCGCGUUAAUUAUUACACAAAAUAAGUUCGAAAAGUUAAAUCGGACGGUAGGUCGCGCACCACAACAGCUAAAAAAGUCAUGAUGGGAGUACUCCAGUCACAUGGAACUUAAUUAUUAUACGAUGAAGUUAUGACCGGUUACUAAUUACUAGUAAGCGCUAUUUUGAGAAUCACAAGAAUUACCCGGACAAUUCUUCAAAAUAUCGGAGAAGCAGUAUCCAAAAAUACUGUCGGCGCCCCCUAUUUGCUCUCCUCCCAACCAUAUCGCGCAGCGUAAAUUGUGUCUGGCGAGGUCUGUGCGUGAAAAAAGUUUUUUUCCAGCCGAAAUUGAGCAGAACUUCACCUGACAGCAAUGCCAGGUAUCUACUGUAAUGUUCGGGGAUGCACCAACCGUGCUCUUUCGACAAGGGAUGUUGUGUACCACAAGAUUCCAAGGGAUAAUGUGAGAAAACGAAAGUGGUUCGAAGCGCUUGGCCAGGACAUUCGUGAUUCGGGCCGUAUCUGUUCAACGCAUUUCUCUGACGAGUCGUACGAAGUAGUAACAGCGGACGGUCGAAGACGUCUCAAACCGACCGCAGUCCCAACACCAGUGUUUCUCCUUGCGCGGACGUGUGACGACGCGAACAUCAGUGCACACGAGGUAUGUAUUUACUGAUACAUAGGAAUAAUUGGUUGACUAAAUUGAAACUGACUUGUGAUGCGUACGCUGCGUUACGUACCAAACGGAAUCAUUCACUACAGUUGUAUUCAAAACAUUCCUCCUUGAACAGACGAGCAGUGGCCCUGACCCGUCGCAGGAGUGGUUUCUGGCUGAUAACAGUGAUUUUAGCAAUCUCUGCAUGAUUGUAGCAGUACCAACGGCAGAUGACUCCACAUUGGCCACUACAUCGGCUGGUAGCAAUUCUAACCGUGUUACUGCAAAUGAAGCUAGUCUCCCAGAGUGCGAUCACACAUACUGUAGACCUACAGUGUUUUCAGAAUCGACACAGGUUUCCAUCAUAGCGGAUGAGAAAGUGGAAGUCAGAAGUAAAAGCACGCAAACGGAUCAUUCACCGUCAACACCUGUCAACAUGUCUCCAGUGAUGGUUUCAACACCUAUUGUCCGUACACCAUCAUGCCCAGAGGUGCAUGAUACGACUAUGUCUUCACCAGUGAUGGAGCCAGCCGAUGAGUCAUUCCGCAUAUCUGAAGACGACAGUUUUGAAUGUGGUGUGCCCUCUGCUUCACCAAUUGAUCAGAAGAAGUACAUCGUAUUUGAAGCUCCAUUGUUAGAACUGUUCGAGAAACGCAGGACUUGCGGUGCGGCGUGCAAAGUGGGCACAGAGGUUCGAGGGACACUUCUCACCGUAAAAGCUGAGUGCCCAAGUGAGCACACUUUAUCUUGGAAAAGCCAGCCAGAGGUGAACAGGAUGGCUGCAGGAAACAUCUUGCUGUCUGGCGCAAUACUUUUCAGUGGGGCUAGUGCAACCAAGGUUCUCCGGUUACUCGAGUCAAUUAAUGAUCAGGUGAUCUCGAAGGUAGCAUACAACACCUACCAGAGAGGGUGCCUAUUCCCUGCCGUGACACAGGUCUCGACUACAGAAAGAGAAUGCCUGCUCUCGUCACUUCAAGACAGGAACGUGGACCUUUUGGGUGAUGGCAGGUGUGACUCCCCUGGGCACUCUGCUAAGUACCUCACAUACAGCUUUAUGGAUGCAGCAUCACAGAAGAUCAUCAACUCUGUGCAAAUUCAGGUCGGGGAGUCAGAAGAUAUUAGAUCCAGCAGCCACAUGGAAAAGGCCGGGUUCAUAAGGUGCCUGGACGAAGUGAAGUGCAAGGGCAUUACAGUUGCAUCUAUCACUACUGAUCCUGCUGUCCGAAAGCACAUGCGUGAGAAUGAGCCAACCAUUGUCCAUGGAUUUGACAUCUGGCAUGUUGUAAAAGGGAUGAAGAAAAAGCUUGAAGCUGCAGCCAAUUCGCGUGCAUGUGCUGCCCUAAAACCAUGGAUGCAGCAUAUUUGUAACCACCUUUACUGGUGUAGUGGCAACUCUGAGGGGAAUACAGAGUUUCUGCUUAGCAUGUGGAGAAGUUUGACCCGGCAUGUUAUCAACAUCCAUGACAGCCAUGACGGACCAUACAACCGUUGCCUCCACGGUGACCUUGGCGACCGGAGACCCUGGCUGCAGCCUGGUAAUUGGAGGGCGUGAGGGCACUGUUGUUUCGAUAAAACUGUGCAAGAGUGCUAGACAAAAGGCUACUGAAGGAUAUUGAACAGCUCUCUACAGUGGGGCAAACAUCAGGCCUUGAAUCCUUCCACUCCUUGCUUCUGAAAUUUGCUCCCAAAUCAACGGCAUACACUCCAAAAGUUAUGCGUGCAAGGAUGGUGGCCUGAUGUACAGGAGAAAGCUAGUUAAGACGAAAAAGGGCACGGAAGUAGUUUCUACCAUGAAGACAAAAGCAACACAUAAGUAUAUAGACCAUCUUUUGAGGGAAGCAAUGACAACUUGCCAAGAUGUGAGCUACAGCGAAAUGGUAGCAGCCUGCAAAAGCCCUGAGCCUGUACCAAUGACUGCACAGUACGAACGGCAACCAAAGGAGGUCCUGUUAGCUAGAAGAAUGCUGCGGUUCCCAACAG
This is a messenger RNA of Ornithodoros turicata, 6225 nucleotides long. RefSeq lists its product as uncharacterized. Bases 4451 to 5797 code for a protein of 448 amino acids. The transcript is spliced from 14 exons. NCBI's taxonomy places the organism in Eukaryota, Metazoa, Arthropoda, Arachnida, Ixodida, Argasidae. The record is from RefSeq and is a predicted model, not a curated record.